Columba livia (rock pigeon) is the source of this 2207-nucleotide messenger RNA. It is a transcript of the gene DCST1, whose product is annotated as DC-STAMP domain containing 1. Gene Ontology annotation, cellular component: membrane. The record is from RefSeq and is a predicted model, not a curated record. NCBI's taxonomy places the organism in Eukaryota, Metazoa, Chordata, Aves, Columbiformes, Columbidae. Bases 32 to 2170 code for a protein of 712 amino acids. The transcript is spliced from 16 exons.
UUCCACGGAGCAUCCCACCGUUGCAGGUUCCAUGGAGCUUCCCACCAUGGCUGGGAUGAAGCGCGGAGCCACGAAGCCGUCGUCGGCCCCCAGGCAAACGCCCUCAGCUGCCACCGAGGCACACAAGGGGCAGAAACCACCCAACACCACCCUGAAGCGAGUGCUGCUCUGGUUGCUGCCCGCCCGGUGCAACCGGUUCGUCUGGAGCCAGCCGCACCAGCACCGCGGCACAAAGCUCCUCCUGGGCACCGGUGUCGGUAUCUUCUUUGGCGUGGGGCUCUGCCAGCUCCUCAUCGUCCCCCUGGACUUCACGGACAGUUUGAAAAUGCAGCUCUGCUUCGGGCUGAUGGGGAUAACCACCUUGGGCUGGGCCACGUCCCCCCACUUCCGCUGUGCCAACCUGCUCAUGGCCCCCAAAUUCCUGGGCAAGGAGGGUCGGGUCUACGUCCUCUCCCUCGUCCUUGCCGCCAUCUACAAAGGGCCCGUGGCCAACACCUGGCACAACCUGGAGGAGGUGACGCGUUCGCUGAGCUGUGUGGCCGAGCUGCAGGUCAACCACAGCCGCCAGCUCUGGGAGAUGUCGACGGCGCCCAUGCACCGGGUGCUGGAGAGCAUGGCGCGGAGCGGGACGACGCUGAACGCCGAGACGCAGAACAUCUCGCGUGCCUUCGUGGGGCUGAACGCCGAGGUGGCCAGCAACGCCGGGUUCGACCUGCGGGAGCGCCGGGAGCCGCCCCCCCCGGCGAACCUCAGCACCCAGCAAGUGUUUGAGAAGAAAACCAGGCUGCGCUGUACCUACGUGCUCAAUCUGGGGGUGCAGCGGUGUCGAGAUUGGUUUGACGAGAAGCACGAGGAGUGCAUGGCGGCGGUGUACGUGCCCAUCGUCAACCACAUCCUCUGCGUGCCCAUGACGUUCAAGUUCCUCUGUGUCAUUGUCAAAAUCGCUGACCUGUGGUGCCAGAACAAGAUCCCCGUGGAGGGCAACUUCGGGCAGAUGUACGACAUGGUGAACGACACCGUCGGCAACAUCAGCCAGGAGUUCAGCGCCAGCGUGGUCAUACAGGAGGAGCAGCGCGAGAUGCUGCAUGGAGUCAACGUGUCGGCGCAGGAGCUGGUGGAGGAGGUGAACGCGCAGCUGCGGCAGCACGGCUCCCACUUCGUCCAGGCCGUCUCCUUGUUCCGCUUCCUCCUCUCCUUCACCUUCCUCCUCGUCUUCAUCUCGGCUUUUAACUACACCAAAAAGUACUGCCAGGACAUCUGCUACGACAACAUGUACAUCACCACCUACUUCCGCCAAAUCGACGCCCGCCGCAAGAAGCAGCACAAGCGGACGCUGCUGCCCCUGCGCCAGGCGGAGCUCCCGACCGUCAUCUUCCCGUGUCACUUGGCCAUACAGCCGCUGGAGCUGCAGAACAUGGUGGUGGAGCUGCUGGAGUGCAUCCCGCCGCUGCUCCUCCUCAUCCUCGCCUGCGGGCUGGACCACACGCUCUUCACCAUGCUCAGCAUCAUCCAGCAGCACUCCUACGUGCAGUACUCCUUCCACAGCAGCCACCACUUAGCCGUGCAUGUCACGGGCACGUCCCUGAUGGCCCAGCUCCUGCGCAACACCAUCGGCGCCCUCAACACCUCCUCCGACACCCACCUGGAGACGUCCAACCUCGGCUGCCUGCCGCAGCCGCGGGGCAUGGAGAGGGAGGAUUACGUGAGGACCUGCGUGCCCCUGGCCGCACUGGCGCUGCUGUGCCUGGCGCAGGUCUACAUGUACCGCCUGCGCCGGGUCAUCGCCGCCUUCUUCUUCCCCAAGCGGGAGAAGAGCCGCGUGCUUUUCCUCUACAACAAGAUGCUGCACCAACAGGAGGGUUUUGUCCACCGGCAGCAGAAACGCGUCGCCCGGCGGGCACGGAAGCACCCGGGGCUGGGGAUGUCGCUGCUGCUGUGGUGCAGCCAGCGCUGGCCGUUCCUGCGGCGCUGGGUGCGCGGGAGGUGCACGGUGUGCGAGGCGCCCGAGACGCACCGGGACCGGCUGUGCCCAGCGCCGGCCUGCGGUGCCCGGUACUGCCGGCUCUGCUGGAGGCAGGUGGGCAGGACCUGCCUGCUCUGCUCCCCCAGGGAGCCCGGCCCGGCCGCGGGGAGCAGCGACGAGGACGAGGAUGUGGGGUACGCUGACUGAGGGUCCCCCCAAGGCAAUAAAGGCUGCGACCCCCCCA